This is a messenger RNA of Colletotrichum acutatum, 906 nucleotides long. RefSeq lists its product as uncharacterized. The transcript is spliced from 3 exons. Bases 1 to 906 code for a protein of 301 amino acids. The record is from RefSeq and is a predicted model, not a curated record. NCBI's taxonomy places the organism in Eukaryota, Fungi, Ascomycota, Sordariomycetes, Glomerellales, Glomerellaceae.
AUGACAACCUCAGCGUCCAGGACGUGGUUCAUCACAGGCUGCACGAGCGGCUUCGGGGAAGCCUUCGUGCGGAAGCUGCUGGCGGAUGGGGAUAACAUCAUUGCCACUGGUCGGGGCGGAGCAGAGGCUAGGCUUGCGCAUCUGCGAGAUACGACGGCAGCGGCGCGGUUGCGGAUCAUGGAGCUCGAUGUCGGAGCGGCGUCUGAGGUGGAGAUACGGGCCAAGGCGGCUGAGGCGUGGGGGUACUUUGAUGGAGGUGUUGAUGUGGUUGUGAAUAAUGCUGGGUAUAUCGUCUCUGGGCUUGUCGAGGAGUUGACGCAAGAGGAGAUGGAAGCGAGUUUCAGGACAAACUUCCACGGUCCGCUGAACAUUACGCGCGCGUUUCUGCCGAUGAUGAGGGAGAGGGGGACGGGGACGCUGGUGUAUAUCAGUUCGCAGGCGGCGUGGCACGUUGAAGUUAGUGCUGGGGCGUAUAGCGCGAGUAAAUUCGCGCUCGAGGGCGCCGUUGAGACACUUUCCAAAGAACUUUCCAUCCUCGCUACCAACCUAAAAGUCAUCAUCAUCGAGCCCGGGUUUUUCCGCACAAAGGUCUUCAACAAGAUAUCCAACGUUCCGGCACGCAUUCCCGAGUUUGCGGAGAUCAACGCGGCGAUCAGAGCGGGCGCCGAGGCGCUACCGGGGACGGAGCCGGGGGACCCGGAGAAGGCUGUUGCGAGGAUCGCGGAGCUGGUGCGGGGCGACGGGAUGGUGAUGGACGUGGACGGGGUCGGUCGUGGUGGCAGUAGGGAGGUGCCGUUGAGGGUCGCGUUAGGGAGUGAUGGGUGGGAGAGGAUUCGGGAUAAGUGCGUGGGUGUUUUGGAGGGGUUGAGGGCUUGGGAGGAUGUUGCGAGGAGUACGGAUUUGUGA